Ambispora leptoticha is the source of this 1665-nucleotide messenger RNA. The record is from the annotation of a GenBank genome assembly. NCBI's taxonomy places the organism in Eukaryota, Fungi, Glomeromycota, Glomeromycetes, Archaeosporales, Ambisporaceae.
AUGAUAAAAGCAUCAAAACCAAUUUCAAAUAUAGAAUUUUCGCAAAUCCUUCAGAAAAUUAAAUUUACUGGAGUGGAUAAAAAUCCGAGACGUAUCGGCGUUGCUGUAUCAGGUGGUCUAGAUAGCAUCGCUCUAUGUUAUUUGUUACGAGAUUGGACCAUAACUAAUGGAUACAAGCUGAAGGCGUUUACUGUCGAUCAUCAAUUACGCGAUGAGAGUGGUAAUGAAGCAAAGAAGGUUGGAGAAUUGAUGCGGAAAUUAGGAAUCGAUCAUGAAAUCAUGAAAAUAAACUGGUCAAGACCUUUAUCAAAUUCAGCAAGCGUGACUACUAAAGAAUCAGAAAAAGAAAUUCCUAAGCAUGAUGUUCAUCCUCCAACAACAAGCCAACUAGAAACGAAUGCGCGAAUUGAACGGUACAAUCUCUUAGCUCACGCAUGCAAGCAAAAUUCGAUUCAACACUUAUUUAUUGGACAUCAUCUAAAUGAUCAACUAGAGACCUUAAUAAUGCGUUUUGCAAGAGGAAGCGGAAUUGAAGGAUUAUCGGCGAUGAAUAAUGAAAUAAAAUUUCCUGUUGUGAAAAGUGCUGAUGCGAUUGGGGUUAAAUUGGUGAGACCUUUAUUGGAUUGUACAAAGGAUCGCCUAAGGCAAACAUGUAUAUCCUAUGACAUCCCAUGGUUUGAAGACUCAACUAAUACAUCCCUAACUUAUAAACGCAAUGCGGUACGUGAUGCAUUAAAUAAAAUCGGGCAGAGAUUUCACGAAGGUGACGAGAGAUUAGGACCAUUAUCAACAGAAGGAUUGAAACAGUUUUUGGAACAUAUGCAAGAUCACAGAAAAGUAUUAAAUGAAAAAGUUAGUCAAAUAGUGAGGUCAAGCGCAAGAUUCAGUCUAAGAUAUGGCAUUUGUACAAUUGAUAUUCCGCCUGACGCGUCAACAUCCUCCUCCGGCUGGUUUAAUAAACAUCCCAUAUCAUUCCGUGUUUUAAGCUAUUUAGUUCGAUGGAUUCGUUGCGCCGAAUAUUCACCACGAUUAGCUCAAAUUCGCACAUUACACGCAUAUAUCCUUCAACAACAGACCCUACCAGCAGAGCAACGUAGAAACCUAACAAUUGGUGGCGUGCUCGUUUCUCCCCCGAACAAGAAUUCGGGAAGCUUACAAUAUCGGUGGACAAUACUACGACAACCAUUCAACAAAACAAAUGCAUUUGAAAAAGUUGACAUGCGUGAAAUCAAUAUCGAAAAUAAAGAACGAGAAGGAAUCUUACUAUGGGAUAAUAGAUUUUUCGUGGGUCUACGAUUAAAUGAUCGUUUUCUUCAAGAGAAAGAAUAUAUUAAAAAUAAUAAGAUUGGGUUUUAUGUUCAUCGAUUUACGAAAAAAGAUUAUGACAUGAUCAAAAAGAUGCCUGGAAAAUAUUCGAGGGCAUUGAAUGAAUUCGUUUAUCAUGUUCCCGCAAUUGGAAGGGAAACUUUUCCAUUGGUCAUUAUGAAGAAUCAGAAAACUGAUCAAGAAAAAGUAUUUAGUGUUCCCACGUUGGGCAUUCACUUUUACCCUCAAAUUGGAUUCUGUUGGGCUAAAUUUCGUAACAGUGUGAUUAACCUUAAUACUACUGAUUGUGAUCAAGAUAUAAUAGGUGGUGGUGGUUAUGGAUACGUUGAUGAAGAAUAA